Molecule: messenger RNA, 435 nt
Organism: Ogataea philodendri
Lineage: Eukaryota; Fungi; Ascomycota; Pichiomycetes; Pichiales; Pichiaceae
Exons: 1
Coding region: 1-435 (144 amino acids)
Source: RefSeq, a predicted model, not a curated record
AUGUGCAGCACGCUCAGCCGUUGCUGUUGUUGUUGCGUGGCCGAGCCGGCCUUCGCGUCCUUGGCCCCGCUUGUGUCGCUCUCCGAGUACGACAUCUGCGGCGACGAUGACGACGACGAGCUCUUGGAGCUCAGCGACUCCACAAGCCCGCCAUGCGCAGGCGACUGGUGCAUUUGGCCAAAGUUCGUCGGCAACGGCAACUGGAAUUUGGGCGCCGACACGGGCUGCAGCUGCGCAGCCAUCAACAGCGAGUUUGUAGGCCCAAAGUUGGGCCGUUUAUUCAUCGAAGGAGCAGAAAACACCGGCUUUUGCACCCGAGAGCCGGGGCCCAGUUUCGAGUCCGAGUCGGUGCGCGAGAUGGUAGCCGGGUAUAGUGCGUGGUUGUGUUGGUCGUUCACCACCACGAUGGACCACUUCUUGGCUCUCAGCGAGUAG